Messenger RNA from Calidris pugnax (ruff), 5028 nucleotides. It is a transcript of the gene PUM1, whose product is annotated as pumilio RNA binding family member 1. Bases 146 to 3727 code for a protein of 1193 amino acids. Gene Ontology annotation, cellular component: cytoplasm; cytosol. Gene Ontology annotation, biological process: regulation of mRNA stability; miRNA processing. The transcript has 22 exons. The record is from RefSeq and is a predicted model, not a curated record. NCBI's taxonomy places the organism in Eukaryota, Metazoa, Chordata, Aves, Charadriiformes, Scolopacidae. Gene Ontology annotation, molecular function: mRNA 3'-UTR binding.
UCGCCUUCCCGGCGUGCAGCGCGGCGCCCGUCCCCGCCGGGCCGCCAUGUUGUCGUAGUGAAAGGCAGGGGGAGAGGCAGGCGGCGAGCGGCCUGGGGGGGGCCGGCAUCCGUCUUCAUCCUACCGCUCCGCCCGUGUUGGUGGAAUGAGCGUUGCGUGUGUUUUGAAGAGAAAAGCAGUACUCUGGCAGGACUCCUUCAGCCCCCACCUGAAACAGCACGCUCAAGAUACAGCUAAUCCCAACAUGCCUGUUGUAUUGACAUCUGGAACAGGGUCCCAGGCUCAGCAACAGCCGGCUGCCAACCAGGCGCUCGCGGCGGGGACGCACUCCAGCCCCGUCCCCGGAUCCAUAGGGGUGGCCGGCCGCUCGCAGGACGACGCCAUGGUGGAUUACUUCUUCCAGAGGCAGCAUGGUGAGCAGCUUGGGGGAGGAGGAAGUGGUGGAGGCGGCUAUAAUAACAGCAAACAUCGCUGGCCUACUGGGGAUAACAUUCAUGCAGAACAUCAGGUGCGUUCCAUGGAUGAACUGAAUCAUGAUUUUCAAGCGCUCGCUCUGGAGGGCCGGGCGAUGGGAGAGCAGCUGUUGCCGGGUAAAAAGUUUUGGGAAUCUGAUGAUUCCAGCAAAGAUGGACCAAAAGGGAUAUUUCUGGGAGAUCAGUGGAGAGACAGUGCUUGGGGAACAUCAGAUCACUCUGUUUCCCAACCGAUUAUGGUUCAGAGAAGACCUGGGCAGGGCUUUCAUGUGAAUAGUGAAGUCAACUCUGUGCUUUCGCCGCGGUCGGAGAGCGGCGGCCUGGGCGUUAGCAUGGUGGAGUAUGUGCUGAGCUCCUCCCCCGGGGACUCCUGCCUGAGGAAAGGAGGAUUUGGGCCAAGGGAUGCAGAGAGCGAUGAGAAUGAGAAGGGGGAUAAGAAAAAUAAGGGCACAUUUGAUGGCGAUAAAUUAGGAGAUCUGAAGGAGGAGGGGGAUGUGAUGGAUAAAACAAAUGGUUUGCCCGUGCAGAACGGAAUUGACGCAGAUGUCAAAGACUUCAGCCGCACGCCUGGGAACUGCCAGAACUCUGCCAGUGAGGUGGAUCUGCUGGGGCCAAACCAGAACGGCUCGGAGGGCUUAGCCCAGCUGGCGAGUACCAACGGUGCCAAGCCAGUAGAGGAUUUCUCCAACAUGGAGUCGCAGAGCGUCCCCCUGGACCCCAUGGAGCACGUUGGCAUGGAGCCUCUCCAGUUCGAUUACUCCGGCACUCAAGUACCCGUGGACUCGGCCGCCGCCACCGUGGGGCUCUUCGAUUACAAUUCCCAGCAGCAGCUGUUCCAAAGACCCAAUGCCCUGGCUGUUCAGCAGCUGACGGCGGCGCAGCAGCAGCAAUACGCCUUGGCAGCCGCCCACCAGCCCCACAUAGGUAUGUUUUCAGCAGGUUUAGCUCCUGCUGCCUUCGUCCCCAACCCCUACAUCAUCAGCGCCGCUCCGCCGGGAACGGACCCCUACGCAGCCGGGCUCGCCGCCGCCGCCACGUUAGGUCCUGCCGUGGUCCCUCACCAGUACUACGGCGUCACGCCCUGGGGAGUGUACCCCGCCAGCCUCUUCCAGCAGCAAGCGGCCGCCGCCGCCGCCGCCACCAACUCUGCCAACCAGCAGACCACCCAGCAAACCCAGCAGGGCCAGCAGCAGGUGCUGCGUGGAGGAGCCAGCCAGCGUCCUCUGACCCCCAACCAGAACCAGCAGGGCCAGCAGACGGACCCACUGGUGGCCGCCGCCGCCGUCAACUCAGCCCUGGCCUUCGGGCAGGGGCUGGCAGCGGGGAUGCCAGGGUACCCAGUGCUGGCUCCUGCUGCUUACUACGACCAAACCGGUGCUCUGGUGGUGAACGCGGGGGCCAGGAACGGCCUGGGGGCCCCCGUGCGCCUGGUCGCCCCCGCUCCCGUCAUCAUCAGCUCCUCCGCGGCACAGGCAGCGGUUGCAGCGGCUGCAGCUUCGGCCAACGGCGCGGCGGGCGGGCUGGCAGGAACGACGAACGGACCAUUCCGCCCUUUAGGAACUCAGCAGCCCCAGCCCCAGCCCCAGCAGCAGCCCACCAACAACCUGGCCUCCAGCUCCUUCUACGGCAACAACUCUCUCAGCAGCAAUUCCCAGAGCAGCUCCCUCUUCUCCCAGGGCUCUGCCCAACCGGCCAACACUUCCCUGGGCUUCGGGAGCAGCAGCUCCCUGGGUGCCACGCUGGGCUCUGCGCUGGGGGGGUUUGGGACAGCAGUUGCCAACUCCAACACGGGCAGCGGCUCGCGCCGAGACUCCCUCACGGGGAGCAGUGACCUCUACAAGAGGACGUCCAGCAGUUUGACGCCGAUAGGACACAGUUUUUAUAACGGCCUGGGCUUCUCCUCCUCUCCCGGCCCCGUGGGGAUGCCUCUGCCCAGCCAAGGACCCGGCCACUCCCAGACUCCACCGCCCUCCUUGUCUUCACACGGAUCAUCUUCCAGUUUAAACCUGGGGGGGCUGACGAACGGCAGUGGCCGUUACAUCUCGGCGGCUCCGGGAGCGGAGGCCAAGUACCGCAGCGCCAGCAGCGCCUCCAGCCUCUUCAGCCCCAGCAGCACCCUCUUCCCCUCCUCCCGCCUGCGCUACGGCAUGUCCGACGUGAUGCCCUCGGGCCGCAGCCGGCUCCUGGAGGACUUCCGCAAUAACCGCUACCCCAACCUGCAGCUGAGGGAGAUCGCCGGGCACAUCAUGGAGUUCUCCCAAGACCAGCACGGAUCCAGGUUUAUUCAACUGAAGCUGGAGCGUGCGACCCCAGCAGAACGGCAGCUUGUCUUCAACGAGAUCCUCCAGGCAGCUUAUCAGUUGAUGGUCGAUGUGUUUGGAAAUUAUGUCAUCCAGAAGUUCUUUGAAUUUGGCAGCCUGGAGCAGAAGCUGGCCUUGGCAGAGCGGAUCCGUGGGCACGUGCUGUCGCUGGCCCUGCAGAUGUACGGCUGCCGGGUGAUCCAGAAGGCCCUGGAGUUCAUUCCCCCAGACCAGCAGGUAAUUAACGAGAUGGUACGGGAGCUGGACGGCCACGUCCUCAAGUGUGUGAAAGACCAGAACGGUAACCACGUGGUGCAGAAGUGUAUCGAGUGUGUGCAGCCUCAGUCCCUGCAGUUCAUCAUCGACGCGUUUAAGGGACAGGUUUUCGCCUUGUCCACACAUCCCUACGGCUGCCGCGUCAUCCAGAGGAUCCUGGAGCACUGUCUUCCCGAGCAGACCCUGCCCAUCCUGGAGGAACUUCACCAACACACCGAGCAGCUCGUUCAGGACCAGUACGGGAACUACGUUAUCCAGCACGUCCUGGAGCACGGCCGGCCCGAGGAUAAGAGCAAGAUCGUAGCAGAAAUCAGAGGCAACGUGCUCGUGUUGAGUCAACAUAAAUUUGCCAGCAACGUGGUGGAGAAGUGCGUGACCCACGCGUCGCGCACGGAGCGGGCCAUGCUGAUCGACGAGGUGUGCACUAUGAACGACGGCCCCCACAGUGCCUUAUACACCAUGAUGAAGGAUCAAUACGCCAACUACGUGGUGCAGAAGAUGAUCGACGUGGCGGAGCCGGCGCAGCGCAAGAUUGUCAUGCACAAGAUCCGGCCUCACAUCGCCACCCUGCGCAAGUACACCUACGGCAAACACAUCUUGGCCAAGCUGGAGAAGUACUACAUGAAGAACGGGGUGGACCUGGGCCCCAUCUGUGGGCCCCCCAACGGCAUCAUCUGAAGCAGCGAGGUGGGGAGGGGGCAUCCCACGGCCCGGCCCACGCCCACAACCAGCGACCCACGAGAUCCCAACAAACAGAUGGAGAAACCCUUUCCUGGUUGUGAAACUGCUCAGAAAAUGGGAAAGAAAAAAAAAAAAAAAAGAAGAAAAAAGCCUUUGUAAAUUUCUUUAAUUUUAUUAUGCAUAACAUGUACUAAUUAUUUUUUUUAAUUAACUAAUUGCCCUGCUGUUUUACUGGUGUAUAGAAUACUUGUACAUAGGUAUCAAAUGUACAUGGAAAGGCCACAUUUUUGUUCACUGUUGUAUCUAUAUUCCAAAUGUGGAGACUUUUCAGGGUGGUUGGUUUGAAGAAAACAAACAAAGAACCCAAACAGGGAAGGAAAAAACAAAAAAAAGUUUUUAAUUCUUCUGCCUCGCGGGCAACUUUUUUGCAAAUACCUGGUGGGUUUUUUUUUCUCCUUUUAGUCAAAAGUUGGCAAGAAGUUUGAAUUUUAGUUAAAUGGCACAAAUUUAACGCUGUUUAUAAAUAUAUUAAAAAAAAGAAAAAUUCAACUUGCUGAAGCUUCGGUUUAACAGAAAAAAAAAAAAGAGAAUUAAGGUUUUGAAACUUUUUAAUUUUUUUUUUUUUUUUUUUUUUUUUUUUGGGAGAUAGAACAUGCUAAAGGAGGUGGUGGCUGCUCUUUUGCUGUCGUUUUGGGGAGGAAAACGUCCAAACACACACCCCCCAAACACCCCCCAGAGUUUUUAAAGCCAAGGAGGGGGGGUCGGUUCCCUGCCCACCCCCCUCCUUAACGAGGGACACGAGUUGAUUAUUUAGCAUGAGGAAAAAAAAAAGAAAAAAAGAAAAAAAGAAAUACAAAGCAAAAAUAAACCCAACUCGGCUUUGGUCUUGCUUCUAUAAAUAUCUAGUGUAUACUUGGUGUAGACUUUACAUAUAUAAAAAAACAAAAAUUUGUAGUAUUUUCUUGUUUUGAUGUCUGAUCUGUAUCUAUAAUGUACCCUAGUAGUGGAACAUACUUCUGACUGUACAAUUGUACAUUUGUAAACCUCUGUAAUGUAAAUGUGGAGAAGUUUGAAUCGACAUUAAAAAAAAAAAACCCGUUUUUUUGGUAAAGAAAAGAAAAAAAAAAAAAGAAUUAGCAAAACCUGUGCAUUUCAGUGUAUAUUCACACCUUUUAUGGUCGUAGCAUAUAGUGUUGUAUAUUGUAAAUUGUAAUUUCAACCAGAAGUAAAUUUUUUCUUUGGAAGGAAAUGUUCUCUUUAUACAGCCUAGUUAAUGUUUAAAAAAAAAAAAAAAAAAA